CGGUUCUGUUUCAUAAUUAAAUCCUUGUAAUAAACCAAUGUAUGUUUUGUUCCAACAGGUUUUAAACAUCCAUCGCAAUUCACCAACUGUGCUUUCAACGAUCUGAUUUUGUUUCAGAGGAUUGAGAAAAAAUAUAUUAAGGUAAAGAAAACUAUGUCCGCUAUCAAUCACAUCGAUCAGUUUGAGCAGGAAAUACGAUGUUGUAGAGAACUGGAAAUACCACGGUAUAACGAUUCUUAUAGGCAUCACGUGUUCGUGGGUAGGGUUGAUAGAAGAGGUUGCUAUCUUUAUCACUACGAAAGUGUGUCUUCUGGUGUAGAAUUUCCUGCCCAAAUUAGGAAAGUAUAUCUUAACUUUGAAAAAUACAGGCAUAAUACCUCUUAUAAAGUUCGCAAUAUAUUUAAUCUCAAUGGAGAAAAUGGUGUUGUGAUGUAUAUAGUCAAACGGACUGACUAUCCAAAAAGUGAAGAAGCCGAGAAUGAAUGUAUUAAAAGAGCAGAAAUGAGGUUGGGUGAACAACGCUACUGCACAGUUUGCAACAAUUGUGAAAGUUAUGUGAACUGGAUUUUUUCGGGUGACAAUACGUCUAAACAAGUCGAAAAGUCCGGCAAAAAGAUUAUAGGUGGUAAUAUUAUUGAAGGAAUCAAGUCGAGAGGAGUACAACGUCAAGUUAGUCAAACUCAAAAAACGUUACCCGUGGCCAAAAAAAAAAUCGCUAGUAAAUUUGAAAGCAGAUAUCAAUUAACCGAUAUCAUAGAUUAUUUUAUACCAACAGCAACUGCAUCCAUAAACAGUUUAAAAGGCACCACCCCAUCUCAGAACGAUAUCAAAUCAGUUCUGAACAGCAAUACAUUGAAAUUAACCAUGCCUUCAAAGAUGCGUGAAGAAAUGCGCAAAAUGACUCUCUCCUGGGAUGUUAUUAAUAUAGGACCGCCUCAAAAUAGAAUAAUGUUUGAAGAGUUCCAAUCUCGCGCACAGGAGCAUUGGAUUAAAUCUACAGUUCGAAAGAUUAAAAACAUUGUUGAAAAAGUAGGAAAUCUAUCAUUUGCAUUUACAUUUGGUAUUCAUUUUUAUUCUGAGAUAUCAUCGCUAUCAAAAAAAUUAGAGGAUAUUAAAAAUGACGAAUAUAUGACACCUGACCAAAAAUCACGAAGCGAAAAAAGGGAAAUCGGUUCGUCUUGUGGUGGACUCGUAGGAUCAUUUUUAGGACAAACUUUAUUUCCGCGUUUAGGAGGACAUGUUGGUGGUUUGAUUGGCAGUGCUGUUGGGGGUGUGAUUGGCGGAACAAUUCAUUCAGUUAGUAAAUUUCUAAAGAGAAUGAGUUUUUGGUGAUUAUACAUUUUUGGUGAUAAAUUAACUCGCCUAUGUAGUUUAUCUGGCAAAGCCGUAUUUGGACCUUGUAAAAAUUAUGGUAUUUCCCCACAGCUGACAAAAUAAGUAUUGUUUUUUUUGAUAAUAAUCAAUUGAUUUGAUGUAAAGUAAAACAAGUCAUUGUUUUCAAUCGUUUUGAAAUACUUUUAAAAUAUUCAAAUAUUAUGCGGUAUGAACAAUUUAUAUAGGGUUUUUAAUUGUAUAUAUUCCUAAAUUCGUUUCCGACACUUAAGCAGUAUUCCUCGGGCUGCAACAACUGUUAGCUAUAGUUCUUGAUUUUCAAAACCGAUUAUUAUGAGUAUUUCAGUGUGUUUUGUGGUGGUAUUUUUGUUUUAACAAAAUUUAUUUGCUAAGUUUUGACCUCUGAGCGAUUUAUAUGAUUAAAAGCAAGAUCUAUUAAUACUUGAGAAAGAAUAAGAUGAACUUGUUAUAUUUUAACUGGGGUUAUUAAAAUUGACGCCAGUUGGCUGACUAAAGUGUACCUAAGUUGUCUUGCAAACUUAUUGUACAUAUAUUUAAGGUGUGCGUAUUAUUACUUUGGUUUUCAUUUUUAAUGCAAAAUAUUCUAGUUGUCGCUUUCAGGCAUAAUUGUACAUGUAUAGAAUUUGCACAAAAUACCAGUUGUUUAACUAAAUAAUAUUGGGCAUCAAAUUGCUAAUAAGUAACCCUAAUGUCCGAAUAACUUUUUCUACCUUUUAGUUGUCGUUUUCAGGCAUAAUUGUACAUGUAUAGAAUUUGCACAAAAUACCAGUUGUUAAACUAAAUAAUAUUGGGCAUUAAAUUGUUAAUAAGUAACCCUAAUGUCCGAAUAACUUUUUCUACCUUUUAGUUUAAGUUUUUAAGAAGUUUUGUUUUGCAGAUCAGUUGCUUUAACAUAAAAAAGUACAUAUGAUUUGGAUUUUUUACAGUUAUAUUAUAAAAAAAAUCCAAGAUGUAAAAACUCAAUCAUUUUGCUAAUAUAGGAUAUUAUCAUAUUGUUUAGAUAGGUCUUCAUACAGAUACUAAGUUAGAAAAUGUUUGUUUUUCAGAUCACUUAUACAUAUAUUUUAGAUAUGGGCUUAAAGAUGGAUUUUGGUUAAUAGUUAAUGCAUAAAAUACUUGCUGUUGAAAUUUUUUACAAAUUCUAGCAGAUAUGGUACCUUCAUUAUCUGGAUAAAUCCUCCUACAAGUUCCAAAAUAAUAUUUUAUUUUUUCAUGUUGCAGAUCAGUUGUUUAAAUAUCAAGAUGUUCAUAUUACUCGUAUUUAAAUAAAUAAGACCCGAAAAACUGACCAACUGUUGAACUAAGUCAUUUCUUAACGAAAUGUUACUGAUAUAGAGUAUCCCAUUUGUCCAGAUACCUCUUUCUACAGUUUGCAAGAUAAACUUUUUUUUUGUCUUGCAGUUCCAUGUGCACAUAUGCAAGUUGUGUAUUUUAUUUUGUAUAUGCAGACGUAUAGCAAUAUAUUUUUGCAUUUGCUUUUGUAGAUUUUGUCCUAAAUGAUAUAUUAAUUUUUGUCAUGUACAGCUUUAUAUUCCAAAUCUACUGUGUGCAAAUAUACAGAUAACUUCGAAAUUACAGUACUUGUGUAAAAAUCAAGGAUUGUCCACAAUUUAAGAAUUAUGUUUUAUGAAAAAUGUUUAUAUUAUGGAAAGGUUUUGGCCCCCAUGGAACAGGUAUCUUAAAAAUUGUUCAGAUCCCCACCAUUAGAUGAUAUAUUCUUGUUUCUUGUAUUCUGAUGCAUUAAAUGGUGUGAAGAACAUGACCUCUAGGAAUUGUUUUUAAACCAUCCUCAGAAAUAAGGAAUGACUAUAUAAUUUGAUAACUUUUGAAAUCCUUACCUUUAAAGGGACUAGGACAAGAUUUGAGCCCAUUUUUUCAAAAUUUAUUUUUUCAUUUUAAAUGUCUUGAAUAAUCAAUAUUGAUGUUUUAAAUGCUUUGUUAAAAUUUUAAAGUCAGAUAUUGGGUUACAAAGGUUAGAAUUCUUUGUAUUGUAAACAAAGCUAGAGUCCUGUUGUUUUUUUGUUUUUUUUUUACAUAUGUGUAGUAUGGUAUAAGUUUCAAUCUAGUGUUGCUUUUUGUUGUUGAUACAAUUAUCUAAUUUUUUUUUUACAGUUAUUUAUGAACAAAUAUAAGACUUGUGCUUUCUUUACAUAACAACGACUUCUUUUCUCUACAUCUCGCUUGUAACUUGACUUCUAACAAUCAAAUCCUGUGUAAGUCCUUUUAAGCGAUAUUCAUUUUUACUUCUUGUGCCAUUGCGUAUCGAAUGGUAUAUAGAUAACCCCCUAGAUCCGAGAUGAUAGUAAAAAAACUGGCUAUUACAUGUAGUAACUAGCUGUUAUUUAGUAAAAGAUUUGGACUGAAUUGAGGAAAUUGAUGACAGAUAUAUGUAAUUUACAAACAAAUUUUUAUAAAUAUUCAAUCCUUUGUGGAAAAUAUGAUAAUAAAAAUAUUCAUAAGUUAGAAAAUUUAAUCCUUUUUUCACAAAACAAUACAUUCUGCAAAGUAAAAUGAAAACAUUAAGGCUAAAUGUAAAUAUCAUUACGAAAUAUAUAACUAGAAGACUGUUUAUUGAAAACAUUUUGCUUCUGAAAAAUAUGGAACAUUAAAUGGAUGAAUUUACUACCGACGUAUUUGUUUGCUUCCAUUGGAUGUGCGUAAACGGGAGCAAAUCCACGUUUUUUUAAUUUGCAUUGGACGAUUGCUAUUUUUUAAUUUUCUCACAGUCGACAUUUUUUUUAAUUAAUGAUAAAUCCAUGAUAGUUUAAUUUUUAAAGAAAUGAAUUAUUUUUGAGCCCACUAUUUUUUCAAGCAUGUAAUAAAGGGAAAUGAUAAUAAGGAAAUUAAUGAUAAAAUUUAAGAUAAAAAAACUAUAGACUAGCUAUAUUUGUACAAUUGCAUACAAGUCAUCAUAUGUAGAUUCAGGGAGGGAAAAGAUAAAUGUUUAAAAAAAUAGUUUAUUGAACUCGCUAAAAUCCCCUAUUGUUAUAAUGAUGUACUUUUUUUACAGACACUGAAAGGUCAACCUCUACUACUCCAGUUGCACGGUUCUGUUCGAUACGCUUUGUGAACGGUACAAUACACUCUGCCUUGCAUUAGCAUGUAACUUGCAUAUCUUAAAGUAUGUAUGUGUGUGAGAUGGAAUAAUUCAAUUGUUAUUAAAAGCAAUAACUCUUUUUUUUUCGAAUCAUGUCCAUUUUUCUCAACCAGUGCAAGCAUGGGUAUUAUUCAAUCAAAUUAAAACAAACAAAUCAGAUCACAAAAAGGAGUUACAAUAAUUGUCCACCACCUUCACUGCUGCCGCUGACCAAUUUUCACUUAGCAUUAAUCUUACCUUUGAUAUACACCCCAACCACCAUUAUUUAUUAUAAUUUUGAUUUUGGAAGAAAUAGUACAUUACAAUAUAGUUCAUAUCCUUGCCCGUUAUUUUUGCCGAUUUUUUAUUUUUAUUAUCACACCCUUGAAAAGUGUAAAACUCGACUGUUUUACAAAUUACUAGCAUCAUCUAUUAGGAUAAACAUGCUAUGAUGGAAACUAAUAGGAAUAUUUAACUUUCAUGCUUAAGCUAUUGAAUAAUUUAUCUGAUAGAGUUGUAAGUUUUGAUUCGUUAUCAAUACAUGUCAAUAUUUCGUAAAUGAAUAUCUAGUCUUUUUAUAAGGAGAAAAAUUGACAAGCUGCAGCUCAUAGAUGGAACGUAAAUGAAGGUUAAUAAUUAAACGGCCUUAAUAUUGGUUAUCAAUUAGAUCUAUGGUUGAGCAUAAAACAUAUUUGGCUGUAUUAUAUCAGAAGGAUAGCAAUUUGACACACUACUUGGACUUUAAAUGAGAUCUUUUGAACAUGUACGCAAAUCUGAUGUUAUGAAAAAUACGUUUUAGUUUGGCAUUUGACGUUACCCGUUUAAAAUUAAAUUAGGCAGGGUUCGAUUAAAAAGAUAAUUGAAAAACCAUUUUUCGUUUUAAGUGGCCCGAGGGUUGAGCAUAAAAGAUGUUUGGCUGUAUUACAUCAGAAAGAUAGCAUUUUGACACACUACUUGAGGACUUUAAAUGAGAUCCUUUGAACAUGUACGCAAAUCUGAUGUUAUGAAUAAUACAUUUUUAGUGUGGCAUUUGAUGCUACCCGUUUAAAUUAAAUUAGGCAGGGUUCGAUUAAAAAGAUAAUUGAAAAACCAUUUUUCGUAUUAAGUGGCCCGAGGGUUGAGCAUAAAAGAUGUUUGGCUGUAUUACAUCAGAAAGAUAGCAUUUUGACACACUACUUGACUUUAAAUGAGGUCAUUUGUACAUGUACGCAAAUCUGAUGUGUAAACAGAUAGCCAUACUAUGACCUUGAAUUGCUAGUAUUACAUAUCGGUCACUAUGAUACUUAUGUAUACCUAGGUACUGCUCACUGAAUGGUGGUAAUGAUAACUAACAGAAUGAACUCUUGUAGCACUGCGUAGUAUGCCUAAAUGAUGUUAUGAAACCAGGUGAAUAGUACGGGCAUAAUAAUAUCCAAAUUGAGAGUUUAAAAACACAUUGCAGUAAAAACUGAUGGCUGAUCGUCAUAUUUGGCGAUUCUGUGUCUGCAACGAUAGCUCUGGUACUCAAAUUGAGUCAUGUAUUGUAUAGUCUAUAUAUUAACCUUUGUAACCUUUUAUGCCACGUAUGAAUGAACGUAUUAUGAGUAAGUGAUGCCUCAUACCUAGGUGGGGGACUCGGAGACUCAAAUCCUGCAUCCGUACUCUUUGAUUGGCAGUUUUGACAGUUUUGUUACUUUAUUUAGAAAUAAAAUAUUAAUCUUAAUUUUGAACACUAAAUGUUCACUCAUGAUCGUCGUAGAUGGGCCGAACUAGUCAGAACUGUCCAUCAUAAGUAUAAUCUUAUAUUUACCCAUGUAAAAUGAUGUUGAGCAGAUUCUUUGAUUUGGGCUGCUUUCAAUUGUUGUAACUUUGACUAUACGAUCACGCUUGUUAAUAAACUAUUGGUGAAAGAAGUACUGGACUUCGUAGCUUGAGUAGCAUCUCCAAGAGAUAACAAAGUUUGAAGGCUUACAGAUGUUAUGAAUCAUACAUUUUAGUGUAGCAUUUGACGUUAUCCGUUUAAACUAAAUGAGGCAAGGUUCGAUUAUAAAGAUAAUUAAGUAACUAUUUUUCGUGUUAUUUGACCGAGGGAUGGACACAAAACAUGUUUAGCUGUAUUACAUCAGAAGGAAAGCAUUUUGACACACUACUUGAGGAGUUUAAAUUAGAUCUGUUGAACAUUUACGCAAAUCUUAUUUUAUGAAUAAUACAUUUUAGUGUGGCAUUCUACGUUUCCCAGGAUUGAUUCUAUACAUUCUUGACCAUAAUUUUAUCCCAAGAAAAAAACCCCUGACGUGCCUUCCAAACUCUGGUUAUAUAUAAGAUGUAUGAUGUGUUUUUAACAUUAUUUAAUUUGUAGGAACACACAGUUUUAAAUAAAUAAACGACUUAAGCCUCCGAUAAGUCGACUAAGCCAACUGAGUAAAAGUGA
Magallana angulata is the source of this 6839-nucleotide messenger RNA. RefSeq lists its product as uncharacterized. Lineage: Eukaryota; Metazoa; Mollusca; Bivalvia; Ostreida; Ostreidae. The transcript has 2 exons. Bases 154 to 1332 code for a protein of 392 amino acids. The record is from RefSeq and is a predicted model, not a curated record.